This is a messenger RNA of Closterium sp. NIES-65, 720 nucleotides long. The record is from the annotation of a GenBank genome assembly. NCBI's taxonomy places the organism in Eukaryota, Viridiplantae, Streptophyta, Zygnematophyceae, Desmidiales, Closteriaceae.
AUGACGACCGCCGCGCCUGCGUGGAGGAUGAAUUUCUACCCUUUGUGGCCCGAGCUGAGAGAAAUGAUGGCAGAGAAGUACGCAGAAGCUGGCGUGGGGAAGGACAUAUUCUACUAUGUCAUUUGCAUGUUCCCUGGAAAGGAAAACCUGGCCAUGCGCAAGGCGUCAGAGCGGCGGAGCAAUUACAACGGCGACAUCAAGACUUACGGGCGCGGCCCGGGCGGGUGCGUCCCGGAGAGUAAAUCGAAGGAGUUGGCGGACGAAGGAGUGGCGCCGCAGUGCAGCAGAUCCCCUUCGGAGUGGACCCUGUUCUACCUUCAUGCACGCUUUGGUUCCAACUGGCACUUCAACGCUGCAACGUGUAGGCCGUUUGCCAACCGGGCAUUCGAACUCGUCCUGCUGCGCGGUUUUGGGAGCAAGAAGGCGACAACGAUCAUGGUGAAGUUCCCUGCAGUUGGCUACGCCUUGAAUGUGGUGGAAUGGCCUCUGGCAAAUGCGGGAGGGCGAGUAAACCCUGCACUCGACGGUUCCGAGACCGUGGACCAGCAGAAUGUCGAGGUGAAGAUCGGGCACCUGGUCACCUGGAUUAGGGAGACAUACGAGAACGAAGACACCGCGAUCUGGGACCCGGUUGCUCCUGCUGGCUUCAGGAUGUCCCCCAACGUGAAGCUAUUGAUUGAGGGUUAUGAGUCUCAGGUGUUCCCUGCAGGAUUACCCUAG